GACAAAGAUGCGGUCGUAUUCACCAACACGUUCUCCAUGGAUCCCAAAACAGCGUCAAUCUUCCUGAAGGCUCCGCUGGACUAUGAGAAGAUGCAGUUCUACCAGUUCAAAAUAAUCGCAGUGGACGGUUACGGGCUGAACUCGUCAGAAGUAUUGACCAUCCGGAUACUGGACAUUCAAGACACUCCACCGGAAGUACAGGGGACGCCAUAUGUAGUUACCGUGCAGGAAAACUCACCGCUGGGAAAGCAUUUCUUCACUUGCCGCGCCAUUGACGGUGACAGGGGGAUCCCAAACGAAGUGGCGUUCUCCUUCAGUACUGAGACACCAUGUCAGUCUCUUUUUGCCAUCAACGAGACAAGCGGGGAAAUAACAGUUUCAGGUGACGUUGACAGGGAUUUUGGUGACGUCAUGGAACACGGUGGCGUCUGCAACAUGGAAAUUUUUGUUCGUGAGAUUGAACAGCCCGCGCAUGCGCAGUUCGGGUUGACGGAGUCGAGGGCGGCCUUGAGCGUGUUUGUGACGGACGAGAACGACAACGCCCCCUCCAUUAGCGCGGACAGCUUCCGGGCGUACAUAGACAACACUGCCGAGCUGAACUACCCCAUACAGUUCGAAAACGACACCGAGAUAUUCAUAGAGGACAAGGAUCAGGGUUCUAGUGGUAUCUUGGAGCUGGUUUUGCGGGGAGAGGACGGGGACAUGACGUACGACUUCGAGCCCAUACCCAGUGUAAUAGCCUCUCGGGGCGCACCACUCAUCGCCCUCAAGUCACCCGACCUCAUCAAGAGGAGGGGAAAUAUCACGCUCAAGUUAUACGCCAUCGAGCGAGACACAGCGGAGCGUAACAGCGCCACGGCUGUGAUCCACAUCCGGGUGACGCCGGUUGAAACGACAACACCUAUCCCCACAUCCCCACCAACCACCACUGAGCGAUACAAAGACCCUUUUAUACCCAGUCUGAUAGGGGCCAUCAUCCCAUGUUUACUGCUCAUCUGGGUGGCGGCAGCAACCUGCUACUACUGCAUCAAGAGGCGUGGGGUUCCAAGAAACAACCGCAUCGGUCACCAGAAUGUGUCCACUGGCAAAGAACUUCAUGCACUGAGCAUGGAUCUGCAUACUGGGCACCCGCCUCCGGCGCAAAAUGGCGCACAGAUCGGCGCGGACUCGACAUCCACGGUGACGCGGCUGGAGAGGGGUACCAGGACUGCCUCCAAUGCGUGAAGGCUUUACUUCCUCGUGAGGUCAUGCCCUAGCGUAAACGUGCUCUUUCAGGACUUAGAUGGAUGAAAUGUCUGAUCUUGCAAUGGAACCAUCAAUCUAAUUAAUACGCAGUAGCGAUUCCAAGAGUGUUCGUCAGUUGGGUCCGGUAGUACUGGAUUAAUUAUGAUUACGUUUUAAAUAGUGCCUGCAGAGUUUUUUGCUAAAACCUAAUACUACUAUGUGUUUUAAAAUAAGUACUCCAUUGCGGGGUUUUAAUAUUAUUGGGUAGAUGAACAUGAAAGUGUUGCUUGGUAUGUUUUUUGACUGGGAUCAUGUGUUUUCAUUGUUACGAAAACAGCGUUGUAUAUGUUAUUUUUCAUCGAACUUUUUAUUCACAUAAAGUAGACAUUUUCCUUAAACAAUUAAGUUAUUGUAACCACUUCAACGUUUUUAGUCACGUUGAAAAACAUUAAUAUUUGUAAAAUUGUGAUAAGAGUUAUUUAAAUCAUUAUUUUCUCAUUCCUUCCUAUCAUACAUAUCACUAUAGUUUCCAGUGCUGAUUACUUUGUUGAUGAAUGUAAAGGUAACAAAUACAAUAUUUUACCGUUCGUGUA
Molecule: messenger RNA, 1817 nt
Organism: Mya arenaria
Lineage: Eukaryota; Metazoa; Mollusca; Bivalvia; Myida; Myidae
Product: cadherin-related family member 1-like
Exons: 9
Coding region: 37-1224 (395 amino acids)
Biological process (GO): homophilic cell-cell adhesion
Cellular component (GO): plasma membrane
Molecular function (GO): calcium ion binding
Source: RefSeq, a predicted model, not a curated record